GCUCCGCCCUUGCAACGGGUCCGCCAUCUUGGAGAGGGCAUGGAGGAGCUGUCGAGGCUUUAACAUCGGCGCUUCGCCUGGAUGAUAGAAAUGGAUGCUCCAUUUGAUGGCACUGAGGUGACUGUGGUCUCCGAGGAGACAGAGGGAAGCUACAUGACUUCCAAACCUCCUAUAAAGAAAAAGCGAUACAAAGGCAGCAUUGAACAAGGGGACACGGUAAAGAAACCCAGGUCUGCCUACCUUUUGUAUUACUAUGAUAUCUACUUGAAGGUCCAGCAGGAGGUACCGCACCUGCCCCAGUCUGAGAUUAACAAGAGGAUAAGUGAGAGUUGGAAGCUUCUGAGUGUGGCUGAGAAAAGCUAUUAUCUGGAACGAGCAAAACUGGAGAAGGAGGGAUUAGAUUCUAAUAUUAAGUCUAGCUCACCAACCAUGGUUUCAGAUGUUCCUGGCUUCAGAAAGAUCCUUCCACGUUCAGAGUACAUUCUGAUACCCAAGAGGUCACCGAGCGAAGAUAGAAUGGGUCGACAGCAGGUGGAGUUGUGUGUGACUCAACCUCAGCGGGUUGUCGCUUCAUCAGUCGGUGUGUCUCAAAAUGGGGAACAUAAAUUCUUGUCUUUGGAUGCUGGACAGGUCACCCUAUCAGAGCAGUGCAUUGACAUGGAGGGACUAGCAGAAGAUGGAACAAACUUCAGUUCAACAGAUGUAGUGCAAGAACUUCUUCCUGGUGGAGUUCUCUCUCACUAUACAGGGCCGUUGGGUGAUAAGCUAAGUGGUGAUAUUAUACUUGAUGAUGCAACUCUGGAAAUAGGGCCCACAAGUCCUUUUCAGGCAACAAGUAUGGUGAUUGAAGAGAGCAGUGGAAUAGCUGUUACACGUUCUGACAUACCAGCAGCCAUGUCAGUGCUCACAGUUAUGGCAAUACAGGACUCAGAGGAUAGCAGCACUUCAUCCUCCACCUCUCAGUAUUUUAUGGUCCCCAUGGCUAGUUGCCCUUCACUGGAGCCAUCACGACCUGUUAAACUGGCCAGCACUUACACCAGGAGGGGACGUGGAAGCUGCACCAACCCCGGCUGCACAUAUACCUACGUUACCAGGCACAAGCCUCCCACGUGUCCCCUUUGCAACAAUUUCCUUGGGGGGAAAUGGAUUCCAAAGGCAAAGCAAGCAAAAGAGAAACAUUCUACUAUUACCAAAACUGUAACACAGCAGCCUGAUCCAAGCUCUCAAGAUCAAUGUCCCAUUACCUGUGGACCCAAAUCAACAGAGAAUAAUGAGGCGGUUAGCCAGCUGCUCCAUGCCUCUUCAUCAGUGCAUGAGCAGGAGUGGGAAGAGGUCAUAAUAUCAGAUAUACAUGUUACGCAUAAAAAUGUAGAGGACAUCUGUGAAGAUACAGUGAUUAGCAAGGAACAGUACAAGUCUUUGGAUGCUGAGAGCGGAGAAAUGGUGGAAAGUGUUGACCCUAACAGUAAAACGCAGUCUGCAGAUGAGCCUGUGAACACAGCUCGUCAGCUAAGCAGCUCAAAGGUAGACUCGCAAGCUCCAUCAACAUCCCAUAAAGGGCAGGAAGCAAAGCCUACAGCGAAAUCUCGGGCUACCUCUCAGGCAGCUGCCAGGCCAAUACGGGCAAUCCUGCCUGCCCCAGCUAAUACAAACAGAAAUGCCAGUGUGGAAUGCGCUGGCAGCAGACUGGCCAUUAUAAAAACUGAGACACACAAUCCCAUCAUAGCCUCCUGUCUGAAGCCCAGCACAUUGAAACAGCUUGGCCACUCAGUCCUGCCACAGCCAAUAACUCAAGAAAUAAUGGUAAGAAGUGAUCCCCAAGGUCCUGUUUCACAGCCACCACUAAAAUUGGUGUCUGAAGCUUUCCCGUCUUUCAAAUACAGCAGCCUCAUGACCUUGGACCUAGGCUUGGCUACUCAAAGAGGCAGGGGAAGGUGCAAGAACCCAAUGUGCAGUUUCAUGUAUACAAACCGGCAUAAGCCAAAAACCUGCCCCACUUGUGGUUCUAGCCUAUCAAAAGAUAAAGUGGAAAAAGGAUCCAGACUCCCAGAGACCCAGAUUUGUUUCCAGAAUAUUCACAGAAUUGGCGACUCCCUUAGUCAAUCUCAAAAGGAAACCCAGCGCCAGUCAACACUCUUGCUGCUCCGUAAAACCAUGCAGAUUCCUGAAAAUGAGUGUGACCUCUCAGAAACGUUCACCCUAAUACAGGAACUCAACAGCUCUCGACUUGUCCUUUCCAACGUCUGUGAUGGCACCGUAACUAUUGAGCAAACCUCAUGGGCCAGUUUUUAUGAGUCACAAGCUACUCGGUGUCUCCUAUGUGGAACGACCUUAUUUAAAGGUGACAAGAACUCCUUGGCUGGACCUCAAGAUUGCUGGCUAUUAACAUCUACUCGUCUGCAAUUAGUGACUGCCCAGAUAAAGAUGUGCUUGAACCCCGAGUGUCUGGCCUUGCACAGUUUUAAUGAUAUUUACACUGGUCUCUUUAACGUAGGAAACAAACUUCUUGUUAGUCUGGACCUCCUUUUCUCUAUCCGGAACCAAAUUAGAUUAGGAGAAGACCCCAAAGGGUCCAUCAGCAGAAUCUUGGAGUCUGUGCAGCAGCAAGCAGAGAAAGUUUUGAAUCCAGAGGAACUGACAUCACUCUAUGAGCUUAUGAGCUGUGGCUAUUGGGCAUUUGAAUGCCUCACCAUCCGAGACUAUAACGAUAUGAUCUGUGGAGUGUGUGGGGUUGCACCCAAAGUUGAGAUAGCUCAAAGAAAUACACAAAAUACCCUCACGCUGACAAAUGUUGAGUUCACUUGGCCAGAAUUCCUAACGUCCAAUGAAGUGAGCAUGGAGGAUUUCUGGACCACCCUAGAGAAUGAAGUAUUAGAACAAGCUGCCUUCCCUUCCAGUAUUCCCAUCACCAAGUUUGAUGCCUCUAUCCUUUCUCCAUUUUUCCCGCCGCUUAUGCGUGCAUCAGUGGUGGUAAACAGUGAGAGCUUCAAGAACCUGGAAGUGCAGAAAGUUCCAGGUAACGGCAGUACCCUUGUGAGAUUGUUUCAGGAAGGGUCCCUCAAGUUGGAUGAGAUUAAUCUGAAAACCAAACAGGAGUUGCAGAACAUCCUGACACUUUGUGGAAUUCCAUGGGAUGAUACAGACACAAAAGAUCAAAUGUGUUAUUCCAUCUUAGCUCUUUCUGAGUUUGUACAAAAUGGAACUCAGGCUAAACAACCCCCACCUAAUUUGACAGGUGGCAAGCUCUACAAAGUGUGUCCCCACCAGGUUGUCUGUGGAUCCAAGUACAUUGUUCGUGGAGAGAGUCCGCGUGAUCAUGUGGACCUCUUGGCCUCUUCCCGUCACUGGCCUCCUGUAUAUGUUGUAGAUAUGGCAACCCAAGUAUCUCUAUGUGCUGAUCUGUGUUACCCAAACUUAACCCAGCAGAUGUGGGGAAAGAAUCAGGGCUGUUUCUCUGAUCCCUCAGAACCACCAAAGUAUGUGUCCUGCCCAGAGCUGCUUGACCGACAUUACAAUGUGGACAUAAUGGGCAAUGAACAGUCUAUUCAGCACCCAGUCACCAAAUCUGCUUCGAGAAGAGUGGUGCAUGCUGUGGCAGAGCAGAAUGGGACGUGUGACCCCACAUCGAGACACCACUCGUUGACUCUGUGCCGUGAGCUGGAACCAUACAGUGCAAUCAUUACAGCCAUCGGAGACAGCAAGACCAGUAACGUCCGAAACUUCCCUAUUCAUUUUGAGAACCCCACACACUAUUUCCUCUACAACAGGCUCAUUGACUUCCUAACAAGCCGUGAUAUUGUCAACAGACAAAUCCACGACAUUGUACAAAGCUGUCAGCCAGGAGAGGUGGUCAUCAGAGACACUCUGUACCGACUGGGAGUGGCACAGAUAAAAACAGAAAUCCUGGACAAUGAAGCUGAGGAGGAAGUGGCACAGGAGAAUCUAGGGUGACCCUGCACUCAUUUGACAAAAUAUUUAUUAAUUAAAAGAUAAUACAGACAAUCAAAACUGAAUGAAUCUGCAGUUGAAUAAACGUCUCUAUAAUG
This is a messenger RNA of Spea bombifrons (plains spadefoot toad), 4046 nucleotides long. RefSeq names its product HMG-box containing 3 (gene HMGXB3). The record is from RefSeq and is a predicted model, not a curated record. NCBI's taxonomy places the organism in Eukaryota, Metazoa, Chordata, Amphibia, Anura, Pelobatidae. The transcript is spliced from 20 exons. Bases 82 to 3951 code for a protein of 1289 amino acids.